AUGGCGCCGUCCUUCUUUGGUCGUCCCGCCGGACUGGGCUUUCUUCUGGCGACAACUCUUGCGAAAGUUUCUUGUCGUAGUAGUGUCCAACCAGUAGUAGUGCCUCCGAACGAAUCCUGGGAUGGUCUCGAUGGCGCAUGGUCCUCAUUCGAUCUGAGUAUAGGAACACCAGCGCAAAAGGUUCGCGUCCUUCCGUCAUGGCAGUCCUAUCAAACGUGGGUUGUGGGUCCUGAAGGGUGUUCAGCAUACUCCAACUACAACGAUUGCGUUGAAUCCAGAGGCGAAGUCUUCAAUUUGAGUCAAUCCUCAAGCUGGACACAGGUCGGCACUUAUGAGUUCGGUAUCGAACAGAACUUGGGACUCGCCGGAAAUGCGUACUUUGGCUACGACAAUAUCGUCCUGGAUGACUCGGCUCAAACCACUAUUCAAACCACGACAGUCGGUGCAUUUGCAGUAUCAGAGUUUUGGCUUGGUAACUUAGGACUGAAUCCGAAGCCUACUAACUGGUCAGACGAUGCUCAAGGACUCAGUCUCAUGACGAAGCUCAAGAACGAAUCCAAAAUCCCCAGCAUCUCGUUUGGAUACACAGCUGGAGCUCCUUAUCGCUUCUCCGGUGUGCCAGGGUCAUUGACCCUAGGCGGAUACGAUCAGAGCCGAUUUGAAGCCAACAACGUCGAGUUCGAGUUUUCUUCCGAUGUUGCCAAAGAUACACUCAUCGCGAUCCAGUCCAUCGAGACUUUCGCACUCAACUCAUCUUCAAACGUUGAACUCUUGCCAGCGCCGAUAUUCGCCUUGAUUGACUCCACUGUGAGCCAGAUCUGGCUCCCUCUAGAUGCAUGCCAGGCAUUUGAACGCGAAUUUGGGUUGGUCUGGGACCCCACUUAUAACUUGUACCUCGUCAACUUCACACUUCACGCAUCCCUUCUAGCUCGCGAUGCUCGUGUCAAUUUUACAAUUGGCACCAAAGCUGCAGGAGGGCAGACGACCACAAUCUCCUUACCCUACUCUGCGUUCGAUCAGACAGCACAAUCACCAUACCAAGGACUAGCGACCGAAUCGAGCUACUUCCCACUCAGACGAGCAGCAAAUAGCACUCAGUAUACGCUUGGUCGAACAUUCAUGCAGGAAGCAUACAUCACUGUUGAUUACGAACGUGCAAAGUUCAACGUGUCGCAGUGUGUUUGGCCGCAAAACAUUGGGAACGCUAGCGAGAUUGUUAUCAUCGAACCAGCUCCCGCAUCCGAGAACGGUGGAUACUCAGGAGCUACUUCUGGAAGCACGGCCACAACGACUUCAGAUGCUGCAGGAUCUUCUUCAGGCUUGAGUGGUGGUGCGAUUGGUGGGAUUGUUGCAGGAAGCGUCGUCGGUGUCAUUGCACUCAUAGGCUUUGUCGCGUGGUACGUUCGUCGCGAAAGGAAGAAGAAGGCAUUGUCAGAAGAAGAAGAAACGGGCGAUGAAUCAUCACCUUCACGAGAUUCGGUAUCACACACCACAAUUGGCGAUGGAGAGAAGGGCACCACAGUCUUCCCGAAAGCGGAAUUGGAAGGCUCGACAGUGCACGAAGAACCCAAGCCAUCGCUUCGUCCCGAGUCAAGUUUGGCAAGCCCUUCGACUCUAGGGUGGGGAGGUAGUACUUGGUCAUCGACACAGGCGGAUCCAAUGUCACCUACAAGUGAGGCAGGCGGCCUGGAGAUCUACGAAAUGCCUGGCGACAUGCCUGAUAUAGCACAAGCAGAUGGCAGAACGAUCACAGAAAAGGAGAUGAUGAGGCGGCGCGAAGAGGUCUACAAUGGUGUCGAUCGAAGCAACCCGGUGAGUCCAACGACAGGACCGACGGAACGAAGAGGUGUGCAGCCAGAAGAGGUGGUGCUGCGGAGUGAAAUCCGAGACGAUGGCGAAGCAAAUUCACGACCAAACAGCAGGUUCAGCUUUGAAUGA
Molecule: messenger RNA, 1938 nt
Organism: Aureobasidium subglaciale EXF-2481
Lineage: Eukaryota; Fungi; Ascomycota; Dothideomycetes; Dothideales; Saccotheciaceae
Exons: 2
Coding region: 1-1938 (645 amino acids)
Biological process (GO): proteolysis
Cellular component (GO): fungal-type vacuole
Molecular function (GO): aspartic-type endopeptidase activity
Source: RefSeq, a predicted model, not a curated record